ACAAAACAAACAAACACGUAACAGUUAGCAAAAUAUUAAGAUGGAAUCCCAAUACAUUGUGAUAAGUAAUACCUUAUUUAAGUAUAAAUUUUUCCGCACCCAUUAUUAUUUGGGCAUUCAGUUUUAGUGUUGAAGCUGAAUAGUCGAGUUGUCAUUUAUAAUUAAUAAUUAAAAAUCCGUUACAACUGGACUAAUGGAAUGGCGGUUUUUUUUAUUGUUGAGCUGUCUGUCUGCGGUGCAACCGGAAACAGUCGGUUCAGAUGCGAAACAGACAAAAUGUGGACGUGUUGAUAUCUGCAACGGUGAGGAGUAUUGUGACAAAAGCGUUGGAAGUUGUAAGCUGUGUGCUGACAUCUCGAGUGAUUGUAACAAGGACUUUCUUCCAGCGGAAUGUCGGCCCUGGUGUUUCGAAUAUACUGCAAAGACAAAGGCAAAGGACAUGGUGAAAAAGGAGAGAGUGUCCGCCUGUCCGGACCCAGGAAGUAUCCCGAACGGUUCAUAUCCAUCCGUUUCGACGUUUGGUCAUGGCAAUAACGUUACAUACACGUGUAAUGACGGCUAUGAGAUGGUCGGGGAGUCGACAAUCGAGUGCAGCGACUUUGGCCACUGGAAACAACCGAAGCCGUAUUGCGAAAAAACGUGUAGGUAUCCGCCGGACCUUAUCAACGGCCACGUGUCUGUUAGCAUGGACGAUGGCGUCUCCACGGCCAAGUACACGUGCGUGGAGGGACGCCAGCUACACGGACCACCGCUUCUAAUGUGCUACCUGCGUGAACGCUGGGUCACAGAGGAAGGGGAACUGCCACAGAGUGCGCCCGUCUGUCUGAGGCUUGAUAAGGAUGACACAAACUACACUCUACAAAAUGUUGCAAUAUCAAUAGCUGUUGUCGAGUUUAUUGUAAUAGCCGGCCUGAUAGGGUUUUGUUGUUACAAAAGGUACACUAACUCGUGCCAGUACACGCCCGUCAAUACAGUGAACGACAGCAGCAACAACAGCAAUAACACGCACAGCAACAACAACCAAGUACAUAUACAUAACGGGGAAAGGGAACUUGAUGUAAAAGACCCUGACAGAUCAAAUAACCACAGUCCCAAACCACCCAAACAUAUCAACAAUGGAAGAAGCAACACAGACAAGAAACCUGUCGAGGAAACUGGUCGCACAACCCAAGGAUAUCAGGAAGUUGAUAAAGACGGUCCUUCCGAACUUGUUCCGAACAUAUCCAGUAAAUGCGUUCCAAUUGCCGAUUUCGGCAAUCCAAGUUGCUGCACAGGUGACCAGAACCAGGAUGGUGGAGGCGGACAGGGAUUGACGCCUACAGCUCCACUGCUCGACAAUGAUGCGCCCGGAGCUGAGAUUGGCUCGACCCUUUCACACAUUGCACCGACAGCUUCCGCCGAGACCCUGGGUGAUAGCCAGAUGACGUCAUCAUUCACUGACACCAGCAGAUCUAAGUCGGAAUUUGAAGAAAACCAGCAACCGGCAUCUUUCGUGUCGGAUGCCCAAGAAGCUUCGGGCGCGUCGACUGAUGUGGACAACUACAGUGCAUAGUUUGUUCAUCCAGCGAGAUUUGCAUACGUGAUAAAGGUUUAAACAAACUGUCUGACAGUGAUGGCUGUCGAAAACAAUCUGGUCUUGACCUUGCAAAUCUUAAAAAUCUGCAACUUCAAACAGAUACAUUCGUGAACGUGAACGUGAAGUUCAACGUGAAAACCGCUCAACGGUUCUAAAUCACGUCCGAAUAAGAGACAUCGUCACAGGCUACGUUUAUAAUUCCGAUGACUUUACAGACUUUGUGAGACCAAAUACAAAAAGAGGUUUGUUUAUUGUCACGCGGGCUUGGCUACCGACUUUAACAUAAUGUAAAGGAACUUCGGUGAAAGUCAAAAUGACAAAAUUAAAGAUACAUCGUCAAUCGGAACAACUCGGCCAUCUCCGGCAAGCUUCGAGAUAUUCCAUUUUGUUGGAUAAAGGCCAAAAUGCUCCGAUUGAUGCAUCGUAUUGACAUUUGGUGCAGACUAUAAUUUGUGGUUUGCAGUUGUUUGCAACCCAGCGGCGAAAUUUAACAAACAGUCAUAUAUGCAGAAUAAUCCUACCUUUGUGUUUGCUCAACUUUAUUUGUAUUUUCUCAAAUUGUUACUUGAAUUAUUUGUGAUACAACGACGCCCUUUUGAAAACCAAACUCAAGUGGACGGUUAAGACUUUUUUAAGCAAACAGAACGGAACAUAAUUACGUUUCAGACAAUACUUAUGAUUACGGAAUGUGAUUCGUUUGUAUGUGUGGUUAUUUACAUAUGUUACCGUCUGCAUGACGUAUGACUGUAUUUAUUUUAGAUCCAAGCCAGGCGCGUAGCUGACUACGCAAAUACGCAGUUGCGUAAUGAAAUUUUGACAGGUCGAAGUUUUUUUAAAUUCCAAAAAAAAAACGACUUUUAAGUACCCCCUACCACACCUACGCCCCAAGGCAUCGAUCUGCGUAAUCCCAAAUUUGACCUAGCUACGCGCCUGCAAGCUGAGACAAAUGUUAACAUUCUCAUUUAUUAUUUAUUGAUUUUGUUAUUUGUUGUUUUUUGUUGUUGUUUUUUGUGUUUUUCCCUACAUAGUUGUAUGUUGUAAUGUCUAUUCAUUAUUGUUUAUUAUCAUUGCUCAUACACAUUGACAAAUUGUAUUAUAAAAUGUAUGUGUUGUGACGAUGUACUAUGUGCAAGUCAAUCAACUGUCUGUCUGUCUGUUAAUAGGUCUAUUUGCAAUCUCAGGUUUAUGGAUGAGCUCUGGUAUUUACAGCAUGUCAUAACCUUGGUUGUUUUACACUUGUAGAUGACAAACCAAAUGUAUACAAGUCUGUUUGGGUGUUAGGCACACCAGGAAAAAGUGCUUUGUUAACCUCAAUAACAAUUAUCUACUUUUAUUACAUGUGGAUUGUCUUUCCAGUAGCUGUAUUCAAUGUGUUUUGCUAGAGAGGUGGGGGAGGGGGGGGGGGGUAAGCUUAUUUACCCUCGCCAUCGGGUAAUAGCUCGCUACAGGUUUGCUAUGCAACUUAUGCAUCAGUGUUUGUUAUUGUGAUAUACAGAGCAUUAAUUCCUCAAAAACUUCUAUAGUCCUUUUUAACAGGAUCAAGCUGAGCUCACUAUUUGUGUUUGUAUUUUAUUCGCGAUGUAUUUACUUCGCUGAGAGGUAUUGGAUUUUAAAUAGGAAUACACCUUCUGAUAAUUUGUUAAUUACAGUGUACAAUAAACAAUGUUUGUAUUUAAAUAAAAUCAUAUUUAAUAAUGUAUCACGACUAAUUGAAAUUAGCUUCUUAAGCCUGUUAAGCUUCAGAACUUUCGAGAAAUUGUGUCCAGUGGAUAUGCUUAUAAACAUUAUUAUAUAGUCUAUUUUUGUGAGAGAAAAGUCGAGGUUUUGUGAUAGCCCUUGUGUCGUUGUUAACAGCGGCAUCAUCGUCGUCACGCAAAAGACUUUAACUUCGCCGUAAAACCUUGCAAGAAACAAAAAAAAAAUAUGUAAAGCAGGGUCAAUAACUCUGGACCCAAUAUUUGUCAAGUUAUGUCCCUUGUUCGACUUAAAAAAAAUAAUAACAACAGACGAGCGCUUGCGUUUGUUUUCUGGCGCUCUUGUAUCCAGUAGUUUUGAUAGUUUAUAAUGCCAUUGGGGACUUUUGUGUCAACGACGAAUACUUAAAUGGCAAUACACGAAAUUGUAAAUAAGUUACAAACAUAGUAGUUUUUCCUAAUAUAUUAUCUUUAAAGAUCUCAAUCAUGUUAAAGAAUGUUAAUUUUGAAUGCUUAGUAACUGCAUGUUAUGUCUGUAUCACUUGGAAGGGUUUGGAAGGUAAAGAAAUAAUAGUAAUAAAGAAUAAUAUUUAUAAUAAGCAAACCAUACCGAAGACGUAUUAAAAUUCAUUAUUUUGGCAUUGAAGGAUUGCACAAAAAGUUUUGUUCGUGCCUGGUUUCGAUUAUUUGUGUAGAGAAAGAUAAGAUAAAAAAAUCAAACCGAUAAUAUAUUAAAAAUGGUACCAGGGGUUGUAUUCAAUAUUGGUCUAAAUUGAAUCUACGAACGAUGUAGCUAAUCGGAUUGCUCGAUAUAAAUAACGGACCUAAACAGUGGAUGAAGUCAAGGAUGCAUGACCAUAAAAUGGACUUAAGCUGAAUAUUGAAUACCAUCCCAGAAUUGUUUGUGGUCAGCAGGCAUUUAAAGUUGGCAUUGCAUAUCGCAAAUAGCUUGAUGAAAUCACAAGGUUAAUUGUAUAUCGCAUACAACGCAUGACAAAAUGUUUGUCCAUUUAUUAUGUCCAUGUUAUGUUUUGUUGAAAGUUUAUAAAAGUAUAUGCUUCGUAAUUUGUUCAUCGUUAUCCAAAACAUGUAUAUUUUGUAUUUGGAUGUACACUCAAACCCCGUUUGGUCGAACUUGCUUGGCUCGAAAUUCUUGUUGGCUCGAACUGGAUGUAAAAGACCCUUUUCUUUAUACUAAAGAUAAGCAUUCCCGCGUUGGUUCGACUUUUUUUAGCGUCGAGAUAUUUAAGCCUGUCCGUUGGAGUUCGAGCCAACGGGAUUCGACUGUACUUAAAUGUUGACACAGUAUAAAAAUAUUGUAAUUAAUCUUGGUUUUCUUUCAAAGAAACUAAUCUGCUAAUUUAUUGCAUUCUCGUUCACAAGAGUGAUGAUGCUAUGCGAACCACAGAUUAGAUUGAUCAUUAUCAAACAUCUGAUGAAUGAGAUUGAUUCAAAUCUGCACUAUCACAGAUUGAACGUUUUGACGACUUUUUUAUUUUUUGUCUUUGAACGAGCCAUUUUUGCGAAAAUCCAUGGAAACCAGUUAUAAAAGAAUGCUGACAAAGGAUGAGAUCGCAGAUUUUUAUCAACAACUUAUGUUUUAUGCAUUUUUCUUAAACCGUUAGUUUAAGCCACAAAACAUACAUUUUCGAACGGAUAUAUGAAAAACUACAAUCUAUUUUUUUAUCAGCAAUCUUAUAUCAUUGGUAGGAAGAUGUUAACGCAAAAUAUUUACUCUUUCCAAGACAAAAAAUAAAACAAAGUUGUAAAAAUGGUAUAUCUGUGAGAGUGAAGCUUUAAUGUCGAUAUUACCAAUGAAUAAAAAAUAAGCUAGUUA
Messenger RNA from Mya arenaria, 5107 nucleotides. RefSeq lists its product as uncharacterized. NCBI's taxonomy places the organism in Eukaryota, Metazoa, Mollusca, Bivalvia, Myida, Myidae. The record is from RefSeq and is a predicted model, not a curated record. The transcript is spliced from 7 exons. Bases 194 to 1552 code for a protein of 452 amino acids.